CGCGAGCUCCGGGAGAUCCAGGGCCAGGGCCCGCGCAAGGUGUGCAUCCUCGGCACGAGGCACUGCUCCUACCUCCACCAGCAGAUCAUCGAGCUCCUCUCCUACGCGCUCGUCCUCUCCGGGAACCACGUCUACACGUCCGGCGCGUCGGGCACGAACGCGCGCCGCGGCGCGGCGGCGAUCCGCGGCGCGCUCCGCGCGAACUCGACGGACCUGCUGACGGUGAUCCUGCCCCAGUCGCUCAAGCAGCAGCCCGAGGACAGCCAGGACCUCAUCAAGGAAGUCGUGCAGGUCGUCGAGAUGCCCGAGAACGACGCGCUCACGCUCGACGUCGCCUCGAAGCGCUGCAACCGCAAGCUCAUCACGACGGUCGACCAGCUCGUCGCCUUCGCCUUCCACGACUCGAACAACGUCGUCCGCGCCGCCGACGAGGCCAAGGAGAUGGACAAGAUCGUCACGGUCAUGUACCUCGACUGA
This is a messenger RNA of Aureococcus anophagefferens, 477 nucleotides long. RefSeq lists its product as hypothetical. The record is from RefSeq and is a predicted model, not a curated record. Gene Ontology annotation, molecular function: S-adenosylmethionine-dependent methyltransferase activity. NCBI's taxonomy places the organism in Eukaryota, Pelagophyceae, Pelagomonadales, Pelagomonadaceae. The transcript is spliced from 2 exons. The annotation marks the transcript as partial.